This is a messenger RNA of Clarias gariepinus (North African catfish), 2598 nucleotides long. RefSeq names its product transmembrane protein 145 (gene tmem145). Gene Ontology annotation, biological process: response to pheromone; G protein-coupled receptor signaling pathway. Lineage: Eukaryota; Metazoa; Chordata; Actinopteri; Siluriformes; Clariidae. Bases 2 to 1618 code for a protein of 538 amino acids. The transcript is spliced from 15 exons. The record is from RefSeq and is a predicted model, not a curated record.
AAUGGACAGAGUUCUAGGACUUGCGGUUCUGUGGAGUAUUUUAUGCGAUGGAUGUGUUUGGGGGAAAUACGUCAAGGGUGUCGUGAACACCAAAGAGGAUUGGGUGUUUCUGACACGGUUUUGUUUCCUCACGGAUUUCGGCAGACUGGACUUCAGAUUUCGUUACCCCAAGUCACGCUGCUGUCAGAACAUAUUGCUCUACUUUGAUGAAAGCUCACAGUGGCCAGCUGUAUACAAGAGGCCAGACAAGGAUUGCUAUCAGAAAGAGGCAGUACUGAGGCCCGAAAACAACCAAGUCAUUAACCUUACCACCCGCUACACCUGGUCCGGAUGUGUGGUUGAAGAAGAGGAUGGUGAAGAGUUUCUCAGCUGUGUCGGAGGGCGUAGCUUUCGUUCGGUCAGAGAGAGGUGGUGGUACAUUGUGCUCAGCAAGUGCGGGGGUGGAGGGUUACAGCUGGAGUAUGAGAUGAAGCUGACCAAUGGGCAGUCUUUCUGGAAACAACAUUUCUCUGCAGACGAGUUUGGAAUUUUGGAAACGGACAUCACCUUCUUGGUUAUAUUUGCCAGUGUGUUUUCUCUCUCCUGCUACUUUGCAUAUAACCUGAAAGGAAGGCAGCUGCUUCAUACCACAUAUAAGAUGUUUAUGACUGCAGCGGGAGUAGAGGUUCUCAGUUUGCUCUUCUUUUGUAUAUAUUGGGGCCUGUAUGCCAGAGAUGGAGUGGGAAAUGGGUGUCUAAAGAUACUCGGAAAAUUGCUCUUCUCUGUUAGUUUCCUGAUCUUCCUCCUGAUGCUGAUUCUCUUAGGGAAAGGUUUCACUGUCACAAGAGCAAGAAUAAGUCACAGUGGCUCUGUCAAGCUGUCUAUCUACAUGACCAUCUAUACAAUUACCUACAUCAUUCUCUUCAUAUAUGAAGCUGAGUUUUUUGACCCAGGGGAAGUACUGUAUGCUUAUGACAGUCCUGCUGGAUACGGACUGAUGAGCCUCCAGCUGCUGGCAUACGUGUGGUUCUGCUAUGCUGUCCUGGUGUCUCUUAAGCAUUAUCCAGAGAAACAGCCGUUCUAUAUCCCUUUCUUUGCCGCAUACACUUUAUGGUUUUUUGCUGUACCCGUCAUGGCUCUUAUUGCCAACUUUGGUAUAUCUCGAUGGGCUCGGGAGAAGAUCGUCAAUGGAAUUCAGCUUGGCAUCCAUCUCUAUGCUCACACUGUCUUUUUAGUCAUCACGCGUCCAUCAGCAGCUAAUAAGAAUUUCCCUUAUCAUGUUCGAACAUCUCAAAUUGGUAUACUGCUGUCGAGUCCUAAAGAGGGGGCAGAAAGCUUCCCUCAUCAUGCCUACGGGAACAGCUCCUUCCUGGGGGACUCUCAGCCCAACUUCACUGAACUCUUCUCCAUCCAGUCAGUUUCUGUGAAAAAUAUAAAUGAGGCCAUGGGAUGGAAGGGACAAGAAAUGUCUCUGAACACUGAGCAGAAAAUCGUCACCACGUCAUCACCGGGCGAUUUUUCAACAACGUUUAGUCCUGCCGUGCCGCCAAUCAACUCUGCUCUAUCACCUCCUCCAAGGCUCUCAUCUCAUUUUACUGAAUAUUUCAGCAUGCAGAGCAGAACAGUCUCUCAAACAUAGUGAAGUAGAUCAUCCAAGUCAGCUUUUCAAGAUACAAAAGUGUCAACGUGAUUUAUAGGGGGGGCGGAAAAAACUAAGUGUAAACAGAAUAUUGCAUUUGACUUUGGGCAAAGUGGAUGUGCGAGAUGAUUUGCAAGUGUCAUAUUGAAAGGAGAUUUGAAGUGCUAAAUAAAAAGCAAUAAAUAUUUCAGCCAGAUCAAGGUGGCUCAUGAUGAGGGGACAUUUUGGUUGUAUAUAGCACAGAAUAUUAUGAAUGUAAGAUAUUCAGUAUGCAGAGUUUUCAGAUAAAGAUAUUUUAUGUGUAACUGUAUAGAAGUGCAAGUUUUUUUUUUAAGUGUAAAAAGGUCUUUUUUUUGUUUACAGACAUACAUGUAUUUUUCAAGUGGUGCUGUUAAUAUUUGCAUUUCCAUGCCAUUUAUUUGAACUGGAAUUGAGUGUAUUUAACACUUGGUUGGAUAAUCUCUGGUUUCAGUUUUGUUUGUUUUACAUUAUGGACACGAAAUCGACUUUAUGAGAUUAACAUAGGUAAUAGGAUCUGCAUACAAAGAGGAAGACAUACGUUCUUUUUCUGCCCAGAUAUCUUCUAGUUCGAUACAGUGCAAUAAUGCUUUUAGUAUUUUUAAUGCAUGUUGCUUAUAAACUACAGGAAAUUCUAAAGGCGUUUGUAGUUUUGCUCUUUGAUGCACCAAGAGUAAGUUGCCUUGUAAAUCCACAUAUGAUCAGCUCUCGUUUAAAUGCUUAGGAAAGAAACGUCGUAAUAGGAAUAAUAAUAAUAAUAAUAACUAUUUAGGCACAUAAUUAUGAAGGCAGUAUUAAUUCAGAAUUUUAAUAGGAUACAAUACAUUUGUGGAUUUUUUUUUUUUUUGCCAUUUAAUUUGUUUGCCUUCUGUAAUGAAUCUACUUACUGCAUGUCAGACAAUUCAACACACGGUUACUGGUGAGGAUUCCGGCGUAGUGAAGAAACCCUCCUUUAACUGAGA